GGGCUCCCGGCGUCGUGGUCGCGCUCGCGUGCUCCGUUCCCUGCGGCUGCCCGGACCCUUGGCCAUGUCCUGGUACCGCGCGGCUUCGGUGGGGAGGCGGCUGGUGGCGAGCGGGAGGAUCUUGGCGGGGCGGCGCGGCGCGGCUGGAGCUGCGGGCUCGGGAAUGGGAAACAGCACAUCCUCGUUUUGGGGGAAGUCAGCCACUACUCCUGUGAACCAGAUCCAAGAAACAAUUUCUAAUAAUUGUGUGGUGAUUUUCUCAAAAUCAUCCUGCUCUUACUGUUCAAUGGCCAAGAAGAUUUUCCAUGACAUGAAUGUCAACUAUAAAGUCGUGGAGUUGGAUAUGGUGGAAUAUGGUAGCCAGUUUCAAGAGGCUCUUUACAAGAUGACUGGAGAAAGAACUGUUCCCAGGAUAUUUGUGAAUGGAAUAUUUAUCGGAGGUGCGGCCGACACUCACAGGCUUCACAAAGAAGGGAAAUUGCUGCCUCUGGUUCACCAGUGCUAUUUAAACAAAAGCAAGAGGAAAGACGUCGAAUGACGUGGCUAGUCGCCGUACCAGUAAACGUUAGUGCAGUCAUAACCUUUCACUUGAGGAUGUUUUCAGUGUGUGGAUUGCCCUCAUAAAGAUGAAAAUAAUGAACAAUAAAUUGCCAUGGACCCCUCAUCUUCCGACUGGCCAGUUUUUGAGCACGGGAUGGAAUAUAAAACUGAAGGGGGUGGAGUUACAUCAAAAGUAAAGAAUGCUUAUUAAGACUUUAAGAAUUUUACAGCGAAGAGGAAGUUAAGCACUUAAAAUCUUACUCCCCGUGGUAUUCAGGAAUUAACUUCUCACAGUCACUAAGCUUUCAGCAGCGAGGACUGACAUGUGGUUUCUUUAAAAUUUAACAUGGUACAGAUGUGCAGUAGGUUGGGAUACCCUAUCAUGGCAACCCUUCAUGUUCUAGACCAUCAGACAUAUUAAAUAUAUAGAAUGCGAUGAAGUUUAUAGUUGGGAAAACCAAACUGCCAAUUACUUCAUGGUCAGAAAGCAAAAGGGUUUCAAUGUAGUGAGAAUGAACUUUUUAAACAAUUCAGAAGUGUUAUUUAGUCCUGUCAGUUGGAGUGUUCUACCUUUCAGAAUCUGUAACAGCUAUUGGAAUUUUUUUUCCUUUGGCAGACAGGGUCACUCGGUAGCUCAGGAUGGCCACAAACUCACCUCAGUCCUCCUACCUCAGUCUCUAUGCUUGGAUUGCAUGCUGAGCCACCACGCCCAGCUUGGGAAUGCUUUAGAGAACCAGGUAUUAGGUGGACUUUAGACUAAAGGUCCUUGUUGUCCUCCGAAUGUGCCUCAUCAUAGGCUUCAUGUGUUGGAGACACAUGAUGCAUUAUGAUAUGGUCAGAGGUGAGGCCUUUAUGAAGAAGUUAAUCCUGAGGGCAGAUGGGUUAGUGCUCUUUAGAGGUGGUUCUUGGUAGACGAAUGAGUUUGCCCCCUUACCUCUCAUGCCUGUGUUCUUGCCCUUCUUUCUCUGCAGCGUCCUGAUGCAGCAAGGAAAUCCUCACUAGAUGCUGGCACUUUAACCUCAACAUCCCAACCUAUGAACUAUAAGAAGUCCUUCUCAUCUUCAUAAAUUACUUAGUCUCAGGUAUUCUGUCUGAGUAGCACAGAUAGAUUGUCCCUAAAGUCCCUUCUGUUAUCUUACUAUUUUCUAACUAGGAAGACACUGUUUAAACUGAUUACAUUUCAGAUAAACUUAGCGAACAGGAUUAACUUUUAAGAAGUAUUAUUUGAAAGAAUUGAAAACAUUUUCAAUACUUUACUAAUCUGGUCAUAUUUAUAGCCUCUGGUCAAGAAUAUUUUAAGUGCCUAAGAAGUAAUGCAUUUCCUAGUAGAUUCCGAGAGUCAGGUUGGAAAGAUUAUUAAAUGCUGAGCCUAUCUCAGAAAUAGGAAGAACAUGGACUUCCCGAGUAAGUGCUUCAGCUUUCUGGUCAAGAUGGACUAAGGAAUCAUGGAGAAUUUGGAGGGAGACAGUGGCUUGCUGUCGGUGACAUUUCCUACAUGGACUUCAACUGCAUUUUGAAUACCUUGAUACAGUUGAGAAGUUAAGUUCUCCUGAUAUUUCUUUCUUUUAAGUUGUCAUGUUGGUAGGGAAGGAAAAUGGUGUAUUUCUACUCCUUUAUUUUACAUUUUAUCAUGAAAAUUGUAUAAUUUUGCUAUGCUGUAAAAUUCACAUUAGAGAUUAGAGGAAGUCUGUUAUGCAUAAGAAAGGUAAAAUUGUUACUCUUGUCACUAGUAAUCUUAUUAGGAUAUAAGAUUAGGUUGCUUAAAUGCAUAGCCCACCAACCAAGUAAUAUGGUAUUUGGCUUUGAGGAAUUUUUGUGGUAUUCAGACUCAGACCCAGGGCCUGAAUAUUAGGCAGGCGCCUGACCACUGAACUAUACAACUAAUCCUUAAGAAGGAUGUUCCAACAGCUCUACCUAGGCUUGUGGAAAACAAGAGGAUGUGUAGUACUUAAUUCUUAGGGUCCGAUGUUAAAAUAAUCCAGCUCUUUAAAAAGCCUUAGCAGAAGGCUCAAGAAUAUGGAAGGUAACAGGGUAUCUUGAUUUUCAAUUAUACGUUUAAGGAAUAAAGAAAUAAACUCUUCCAAUGAUUGCCUAAUAGUA
Molecule: messenger RNA, 2640 nt
Organism: Rattus norvegicus (Norway rat)
Lineage: Eukaryota; Metazoa; Chordata; Mammalia; Rodentia; Muridae
Gene: Glrx2
Product: glutaredoxin 2
Exons: 4
Coding region: 65-538 (157 amino acids)
Cellular component (GO): nucleus; mitochondrion
Molecular function (GO): protein-disulfide reductase activity
Source: RefSeq, marked validated